Molecule: messenger RNA, 679 nt
Organism: Zophobas morio
Lineage: Eukaryota; Metazoa; Arthropoda; Insecta; Coleoptera; Tenebrionidae
Product: UPF0587 protein GA18326
Exons: 3
Coding region: 178-663 (161 amino acids)
Molecular function (GO): zinc ion binding
Source: RefSeq, a predicted model, not a curated record
UUUCAAACACAGAAGUGAGGUUAGGUGCAUGUUUUUUACCAGGAAUGAUAAUCGACGGGUGAAAAGCACAAAAAUUGAUAUUUUGACCAAAACCCAGAUCAACUGCGUUAAAACUAAUUUGUGGUAGCGAAAGACGCAACACCUCGAAAGUUCUGCUAGGAAAAUUUAUUUUCCGCGAUGGUGAAAAUCGGGCUUCAAAUUAAAGCCAGUUUGGAGCACGUCGAAGAAUUGUACACGAGCCACCCCAAUUAUACUUUUUUGUUGAAACUAAAGUGUCUCAAUUGUGGCGAGACGUCCGAUAAGUGGCACGGCGUCACCGAGUCGGAAACUUUUCCCACGAAAAUCGGAAAAUCCGAGACUCACUAUUCGGCCAAGUGUAAGCUGUGUGGGAGGGACAAUAGUCUUGAUAUUAUCGAAGGGAGCAACGGUAAAUACACGAGCGAGGACCAGGAGAAAUUUCAAACCAUCGUGGUUUUUGACUGCCGGGGGAUCGAGCCCGUGGAUUUCUCCCCCAGCGACGGUUGGAUCGCCAAAAUCGAACAAAGCGGCAAAAUUUUCGCCGACGUAGACCUCAACGAGAAGGAAUGGGUAGAGUAUGACGACAAAAUCAAAGAGUCUGUAGGCGUCUACGAUCUACAGUCGAAUUUUAUUAAGAUUAAAUAAAAUAUGUAUAAUAGAA